Messenger RNA from Clavispora lusitaniae ATCC 42720, 1212 nucleotides. RefSeq lists its product as uncharacterized. Gene Ontology annotation, cellular component: fungal-type vacuole membrane. The record is from RefSeq and is a predicted model, not a curated record. Lineage: Eukaryota; Fungi; Ascomycota; Pichiomycetes; Serinales; Metschnikowiaceae.
AUGAUAAAACGAUUGCUGACAGCGGUGGUGACAUUUUUCCAUUCGUUUUUCCUACCGGAGAGCAGACUUCUGUCUCGGCAGAAAUGGGUCUUGGGUCUUCUCAACUUAGCAGCCGUGAUUCUUUUUUGGGUGCUGUCUUCGUUUCUAGUAAAUGACUUGUUCGAGACUGACACCUACCGCAAGCCGUUUUUCAUCACAUGGGUCAAUACUUCUUGCUUUGCGCUCUACCUCAUACCGUAUUUGCGCUACAAAAACCUUUCCGUCCCGGAAUUUGUGGAGGCAUUGAAACAGGAUUUCCACAAAUCCCGCUAUUCCCGCCUAAAUGACCCAGAGGGGUCAACACAAGAGAUGCCUGAAUAUGGAGCUUCCACUGAUAAUGUGGCCAUUUUGGAAGGAUCUGACGCCUCGUUAGCUACGUCUUCGAACCCCGAAGAAGUACCCAUAUACGAAACAGUGAUGCUUUCGUUACAAUUCACCAUUCUUUGGUUCACAGCGAAUUUGGUUACAAACUCGUCACUUUCCUAUACUUCUGUGGCAUCGCAAACGAUUUUAUCCUCCACUUCUUCCUUUUUCACCCUUUUGGUUGGGUACUUUUACAGUGUUGAAAAAAUUAAUACCAAUAAAGUGAUGGGCAUUAUAUUAUCAUUCAGUGGGGUUUUAAUCGUGACAAAAAUCGAUUCAUCGGAUGCCAGUAAUACACCUUCUGCAGAGGACCCAUGGCUUGUGUUAUGGGGAAAUGGAUUGGCUCUAUUAGGUGCCCUAGUGUAUGGCAUUUACACUAUUCUAUUGAAGCAUAAAAUCUCCCAUACGGACAUGAAAGCGGAACGAAUUCUAGACACUCACUUGUUCUUUGGAUUUGUUGGUCUCUUUUGUCUUGUGUUUCUCUGGCCAAUCGUCGUUCUCUUGCAUUUUACUGGUUUGGAGAAGUUUGAGGUUCCACAUUCCAAGAAUGUACUCAUGCUUCUCCUUGGCAACGCGUUCAUUACAUUUAUCAGCGACUUUUGCUGGUGCAAAGCCGUUAUACUCACUAGCCCCCUUACAGUAACAGUGGGGCUUUCGCUCACUAUUCCAUUGGCGAUGGUUGGAGAUUGGAUUAUCAAAGGUUUUAAUAUUCAUUUUUGGUACGUGUUUGGCGCGGCAAUUGUUACGUUAGGCUUCUUCGUGAUCAAUAAGGAUGAAAGAGAGGAUUUUGUCUCUGACAUAGAAGUAUAA